This is a messenger RNA of Malurus melanocephalus (red-backed fairy wren), 3096 nucleotides long. Its product is annotated as toll-like receptor 6. Gene Ontology annotation, biological process: cellular response to bacterial lipopeptide; immune response; toll-like receptor signaling pathway. The transcript has a single exon. Gene Ontology annotation, cellular component: membrane. Gene Ontology annotation, molecular function: transmembrane signaling receptor activity; Toll-like receptor 2 binding; lipopeptide binding. Lineage: Eukaryota; Metazoa; Chordata; Aves; Passeriformes; Maluridae. The record is from RefSeq and is a predicted model, not a curated record. Bases 140 to 2593 code for a protein of 817 amino acids.
UUUAACAAUUCCACAAUUUUAUCAAAUUCUGUGUGUUUUCUUUUCGUAGGACUGGACUCAGCAGUGAGACAUAUUGAACAGAAAACAAAGAUAUGCUGCCGUGUUUCUGUAAAAAACCAAGAUAAAGCUGGAUAGCAUAAUGAGUUCCCCUGCAAAUAUCUAUGUCUUUACUUGUGCCUUUGCAUUCACACUAUGGAAUAAUAUCCAGCCAGCUGUAGAAAAGGAAUUUAUUGCAAAUUGUUCAAGCAGUUUGCUAACUAAUGUUCCAAAAAACAUUCCAGUCCAUACUCAGGUAUUAGAUUUAUCAUAUAAUAGGAUCUCUGGACUUAGUCGCUCAGAAUUUAUGUAUCUUUCUGACCUUCAGGUGUUAAAUCUUUCUCAUAAUCUAAUUACAGUGCUUGACUUUAGUGUCUUUGUUUUUAAUGAAAAUUUAGAAUACUUGGACCUAUCUCACAAUAACAUUUCAAAAGUUUGCUGCCUAACUCUUGAGUAUCUUAGACAUUUAGAUCUUUCUUUCAAUAAGUUUACUACCCUGCUCCUCUGUCAGGAAUUUGGGAACAUGUUUCGUUUGGAGUACCUUGGAUUAAGUGCUAUGAUGAUACGAAGGUCAGACUUCAGGUAUAUCAAACAUUUGCAGCUGCACACUGUUUUCCUAACCUUGGAAAACUUUUCAUUGUAUGAGCCUCAGAGUCUGACAGUCCUGAAUACAAGGAACCUCCACAUUGCUUUUGCAGAAAACCAAAACUUCAGUUUUCCUCUCUUGUAUGAUGGGAUGAGCACUUCAGAAAACUUAGAAAUAGUUAACAUAAGGUAUUCUUUGAGCUACAAAUAUUUUCCCUCUCAUCUUUUAAUGCUUACAAAGAAAAUCAAGACAACAGAUCUCAUGCUUGACACUGUGGAUUUACAAUGGGCUAUGAUUCUGCAAAUUUUCCUGUUUAUUUGGCAUUCACCUGUGGAACAUUUAACUGUGAGAAAUUUGACUUUUCGGGGACCAGUGGAGGAGUUCACUGAACAUGAAUUUCUACCCUCAUUAAGAUCUCUGGGACAAAUAAUCUCUUUGGAUGGAUCCAUGAAAGCAUUAACUUUAGAGCAUGUUCAUAAUAAGGUUUAUUAUUUCAACCAGGAGAUUCUAUACAGACAGUUUUCAGAGAUGAAUAUUGCCAGUUUGACAAUAUAUGAUGCAUAUAUGCCACACAUGCUUUGCCCCAAUAGAACAAGCUCAUUUCAGUAUUUAAAUUUUUCUCACAAUGCCCUGACAGAUGAGUUGUUCCAGAAUUGUGGCACCCUGAUGGAUCUGAAAAUACUUAUUUUGCAGAAGAAUAAAUUUGAGAGCCUUCYCAAGGUAAGCUUCAUGACCAGCCCUAUGAAAUCACUGAAAUACCUGGACGUGAGCAACAAUCUGCUGCGCCAUGAUGGAGCUGAUGUGCAGUGCCAGUGGGCUGAGUCUCUGACAGAGCUGGACCUGUCCUCAAAUCAGUUGGUGGAUGCUGUGUUUGAGUGCUUGCCAGUCAACAUCAAAAAACUCAGCCUACGGAACAAUCAGAUCAGCAAUGUCCCCAGGGGGGUGGCGGAGCUGAAGUCCUUGGAAGAGCUGAACCUGGCGUCGAACAGGCUGGCUGACCUGCCGGGAUGCGGUGGCUUUCCGUCCCUGCAGCUCCUGAACGUGGAGAUGAACUCGAUCCUGAGCCCGUCUGCCCACUUCUUCCAGAGCUGCCCAAGGGUCAGGGAGCUGCAGGCCGGGCACAACCCGUUCAAGUGUUCCUGUGAGCUGCAGGACUUUAUCCGGCUGGAGAGGCGGUCAGGGGGGAGGCUGUUUGGCUGGCCRGCGGCGUACGUGUGCGAGUACCCGGAAGGCUUGCGAGGAACGGAGCUCAAGGACUUCCACCUGAGCCAACUGGCUUGCAACACGACGCUGCUGCUGGUGACGGCUCUGCUGCUGACGCUGGUGCUGGUGGCCGUGGUGGCCUUUCUGUGCAUCUACCUGGACGUGCCGUGGUACGUGCGGAUGAUGUGGCAGUGGACGCAGACCAAGCGCAGAGCUUGGCACAGCCCCGCCGGAGAGGAGGGCACCGCUCUGCAGUUCCACGCGUUCAUUUCCUACAGCGAGCGCGAUUCGGUGUGGGUGAAGAACGAGCUGAUCCCGAACCUGGAGAAGGGGGAGAGCUGCAUACAGCUGUGCCAGCACGAGAGGAACUUUAUUCCUGGCAAGAGCAUUGUGGAGAACAUCAUUAACUGCAUUGAGAAGAGCUUCAAGUCGAUCUUUGUGUUGUCUCCCAACUUUGUGCAGAGUGAGUGGUGUCACUAUGAGCUGUACUUUGCCCAUCACAAGUUAUUCAGUGAGACUUCCAACAGCUUAAUUCUCAUCUUGCUGGAGCCAAUCCCUCCGUACGUUAUCCCURCCAGGUAUCACAAGCUGAAGGCUCUCAUGGCAAAGCGCACCUACCUGGAGUGGCCGAAGGAGAGGAGCAAGCGUGCCCUGUUCUGGGCUAACCUGAGGGCAGCCAUCAGCGUUAACCUGCCAACUUCCCAUGAAGCAAAUGAGGAGGAGAGUGAUGUUACAUCUACUAGUAGUAUAAGUUAUGUGAAUAACUGACUUGACCAUUUUGCAUGAAACUCUGUUAAUACUUUYUUCUAGUUUUUUACUAUAUUCCUAGUUUGUUGCAAAAUGUAAUUGUGAUACACACAGAAAUUGYAAUUGCUUAUUCUAGUCAUCCAGGUAUUCAGAAAUCAUCUGUAACUGCCCAUCAUUGACAAAGAAGAGAGAGACAUUUUCACAGUGAUUGAGCUUAAAUGUGUGGAACUGCAUUUAUUUUGGACUUCUCCCAUUGAAAGCUAUAUUUGAAAGUAUAAAGAACAGUGGUUGGUUCCAUGUCAUCAGGCUGCCAAAGCAUACAUUUAAUCUUUCUUCUGACAUGGAUGUUGUGGGAUUGAGAAUGUAGGGAUCUGCUUUCUUUGAUUUAAUUAAUUAACACAARGAAGAAAAAAGCUCUUGUUUGAAUCUCAUCCUGUACAUUGGUAUAGUAGAUGUCAAGGGUACAGUAUGUGCAGACCUUUAUCCUGUUUUCCCAUGCUGGAAGUCUUUCCCUUCAUCACAGA